UAAUCAUUUUGUUAUUGUUAAAGGCUAAAUUUUUAUUUACGGACAUGAGCACAGAGAUUCCAUACUCUGUAGACUCCAUUUGCCGAAUUUGCCUUCUGCACUUGGAGGCCAGCACUGUUUACGAUCUGUUUUUGGUGCCCGAUCUAGCCAAGAAGCUUACAAGUUUUACCUCAUUGCCUGUGGAGUCGCAGGACGGUUUCCCCAGGAAUUUGUGUAGUAACUGUUAUAGCCGGCUUAAUGAAAUGUAUGAUUUUCAUAAGAUUUGCGUUCAAUCUGUAAAACUCUUUAGAGAUAUGGUGGCCAACAACAGAGUUGUUGUCAGCACGGUCUUUGAACCCGUGGCGAACACCCAGGCGGAGCUGGAUAAAGAUGAACACAACAGCUAUGAUCCGCUGCUUAACCACAAGGCGGAGCUGAUUGUAAACGAGGAAGAAGUUUUCAAAAUGCUGGAGCAUGUCAACAAAGAAGCUCAGCUGGUGGAACGUGAUAUUGUGGGUGGGCUUAAAGAAAAGAAAGUUUUUAGCGAUGCAUCCUCGCCGAAUAGCGACAGUGAGGACGAUAUGCCAUUGGCUCAGCGAUUGGCUUUCAGUAAUUUCGACAAUGAAUCAAGUUCAACGCUGGAUGAGCCAAACAGAAAACCUAAACGGAAACGCAUUCCCGCCGUAGAGCGCCACCUGCAUCGAAUUAUAACUUGUCAAAUUUGUCAGCAGAAAUUCAAGAAGCAAUUUAAAUAUGAAGAGCAUAUGAAACAUCACAAUGAUCUCCUGCCGUACCAGUGCACAAUGGAAGCGUGUAAAAAGGGAUUCACAACUGCGGCCGCAUUACGGCUUCAUGUGGAUUAUGCGCAUACGAAAAGUAGUGAGGAAAUUCCGUGCACUGUAGAGGACUGUAAGUUGUUAUUCCCACGCGUUCGAUUGCUGACCAUUCAUCUUAAAAAGGUUCACAAUUUGAUCCGUACCAAUGCUCCCCGCGUUUCCCAGUCCUGUAGUGAAUGCGGCGUUCUCUUUCGUUGUCCUGUGGCUUUAAAAAAGCACAUGUACAAGCACACUGGCCAAGAACUGCCGUAUCCUUGUAAUAUCUGCGGCAAGGGCUUCCACAUAAACAGCGCUUUAAAGAAUCACCUUUUGCGUCAUGCCGGCAUCAAGAACUACGUGUGUCACUAUUGCGGAGUGGGCAAGACCACACGCCAGGAGUGGAGCAAACACAUCUUAACGCAUACCCAGGAGAAAAUGUUCAAGUGCCAGCUUUGCGAGCACGCCACGCACACGAAGCGUGCAUUGGACAAUCACAUAAAAAUAGUGCACGAAAAAGUUAGAAAUUAUGCCUGCCAGUAUUGUGGGAAAACAUUUGGGAAAUCACAUGCCUGCAAAAUUCAUGAGAUGACCCACACCGGUGAGAAACGCUGCGAGUGCAAGGUGUGUGGCAAAAAAUUUCUCUAUACUGAGAGCCUGACAAAGCAUCUAAAGAUACAUGAGAAAAGUGUGGAACGGGCCAUAGAGACGUAUCGUCAACGGCAAGUGGAGCUUUCUGGGGUAUCCGUUGAAAUGACUUCGAAUGAAGCAAAUAGCAGUAAUGUCGAUGCGAAUGCGGCCGAUCAACUUUUGAAGGUGUGUGCCGAAUCCGUGGCGACCAUACCGAAAGAUCCUCGUCGCGUACAACGCGUCGAUAUAUCUGAAUUGGCUGGCACUGUGGUAAAUCCUAUACCAUCGGUGUCUGUCCCCUCGGCCAUUGCGCCCUCGCCGGUUAAGUUUGUUCAAAAGGAGGGCAUGCACAUGUGUCCAGACUGCAAUCAGGGCUUCAAUAAUUUGGGAAAUAUGAAGCGCCAUUACAAGAGUGUGCAUGAGAAAGUCAAAGAUUUCGAAUGCCGCUUUUGUUCACGGCGCUUUGCUAAUUCGCAAUCUCUAAAGCAACACGAAUGGAUUCACACAGGUGAGAAGCCAUAUGCCUGCAAGGAAUGUGGUACCAAUUUUAGACAGGAGGCAGCUCUCAUACGGCAUCAAAAGGUGCACGAUGAAAAGCCACCAAAACCACCGAAACCCCCCAAAGGAAUAACCGAGAAAGAUCGGGAAAGGGAACUUGCGAAAAGCGAAAGAAAACGUAAAGUCGAAGAGCGCCGAAAAGAAAUCGCUGAAGCGGCCAAAGAGCAAUUGGAGGAUAUGGCCAAGCAGAGAGCUCUUGAGAAAAAUCAGAACACCUACGAGCAAUAUCAGAACCAGGCAGCGGCGUCAGCGUCAUCCGAGCCUAAUGAACAUCCUUAAAAGGUGCCAGAGGAAAAGACAUCACAUGGAGGUAGGAAAUAAGUACUUGAAUGGAUUCAAAGCUUAAUGCAAGGCAAGCUUUAUAGUUCCCAAUGGCGUUUGAAAUCCUGGAAAAUCAUAUGCUGUAUCACAUCUAUGACUGUUAAAGAAAGUAGCUACCUGUAAAAUAUAGAGUUCAUAGAACUAGAAAACCUCAAAUAAAUUGACUUAGGAGAAAUCAGAAA
This is a messenger RNA of Scaptodrosophila lebanonensis, 2482 nucleotides long. Its product is annotated as zinc finger protein 2 homolog. The record is from RefSeq and is a predicted model, not a curated record. Lineage: Eukaryota; Metazoa; Arthropoda; Insecta; Diptera; Drosophilidae. Bases 45 to 2258 code for a protein of 737 amino acids. The transcript has a single exon. Gene Ontology annotation, cellular component: nucleus. Gene Ontology annotation, molecular function: zinc ion binding.